AUGGCCCUCGAGAAGGAAUCCCUCUCAUCUACCCCUCCUGCCACCCACAACGAGCAUGGCAUAUUCCACCAUCCCCAUGAAUACCGCCAUACCACCGUCGACGGCCAGCCGGCCUACGCGGAACAUGGUCCUCUCGUCGACCACAAAGUCCCUCAGGAGGAUGUCGUCCAGUCCGAACCUGACCUAGUGUGGAGCCGGAUUCGCCACUGGAUGCGCGAACCGCUGUCCGAGUUCUUUGGCGUCUUUAUCCUGAUUCUCUUUGGCGACGGCGUCGUGGCUCAAGUCGUACUCAGUGGCGGGACCAAGGGUGACUACCAGUCGAUCUCCUGGGGCUGGGGGUUGGGUGUCAUGUUGGGAGUGUAUACCGCGGGCAUCUCAGGAGCACAUUUAAAUCCCGCCGUCACAUUUGCAAACUGCGUAUUUCGCAAGUUUCCCUGGCGAAAGUUUCCCAUCUACAUGGUUGCCCAGACGUUAGGAGCCCUAUGUGCCUCGGGCGUGGUCUACGCCAAUUACAAAUCGGCUAUCGACGUCUUCGAAGGUGGCCCCAAUAUUCGAACCGUCCCGGGCUAUUCAGACACUGCAUCGGCGGGGAUCUUUUGCACUUACCCGGCGCCGUUCAUGACCAAGACCGGACAGUUCUUCUCCGAGUUCAUCGCCAGCGGCAUCCUCAUGUUCAUGAUCUACGCGCUUAAGGACGAUGGUAAUCUCGGGGCUGGGAAUCUGACGCCGCUGGGCCUGUUCUUUGUCAUCUUUGGGAUCGGCGCUUGCUUUGGCUGGGAAACGGGCUAUGCCAUCAAUCUAGCUCGAGACUUUGGCCCGAGAUUGAUGUCAUACAUGCUUGGGUACGGUCCAGAAGUGUGGCGAGCCGGCGAUUAUUACUUCUGGGUACCGAUGGUCUCGCCUUUCUUCGGAUGCACAUUCGGUGGCUGGCUAUACGACAUGUUUCUGUUCACCGGCGAAUCUCCCAUCAACACGCCGGUUGUGGGAUUGGCUAGAUUUCUCAAGCCGAAUCGGGCGACAUGGUCCAACACCUAUGUCCCGCAAGAGGGUUCGAAGGUCUAG
Messenger RNA from Fonsecaea pedrosoi CBS 271.37, 1062 nucleotides. RefSeq lists its product as uncharacterized. The transcript is spliced from 4 exons. The coding region runs from base 1 to 1062 and encodes 353 amino acids. Gene Ontology annotation, biological process: water transport; glycerol transmembrane transport. Gene Ontology annotation, molecular function: water channel activity; glycerol channel activity. Gene Ontology annotation, cellular component: plasma membrane. The record is from RefSeq and is a predicted model, not a curated record. NCBI's taxonomy places the organism in Eukaryota, Fungi, Ascomycota, Eurotiomycetes, Chaetothyriales, Herpotrichiellaceae.